Molecule: messenger RNA, 1103 nt
Organism: Cryptomeria japonica (Japanese cedar)
Lineage: Eukaryota; Viridiplantae; Streptophyta; Pinopsida; Cupressales; Cupressaceae
Product: superoxide dismutase [Cu-Zn] 4A
Exons: 7
Coding region: 246-716 (156 amino acids)
Biological process (GO): removal of superoxide radicals
Molecular function (GO): copper ion binding; superoxide dismutase activity
Source: RefSeq, a predicted model, not a curated record
CUCUCUUCAAACUCAAUUAGACUCAAAUUUAUUUCACAAGUAAAAAUCCUAAUCUUCAGCAAUUCUAUCAUAAAAUAAAAACAAAAGCGUUGGCUGAACAAACUCCAAAACCAUGGGCUAUACGUGUCAAAAUUGAAAUACUGGAGAAGCAUUUUUAACUUUUGUUUAAUAAAAAAACCAGGGCCAGAAUAUCGCCAUAUAAAACAAUGUUUCUGUGUUAACGAGGACACGAAUUUGAAGAGCUAAUGGGUACUCUCAAGGCAGUUGCUAUUCUUUCUGGAACCGAAAAUGUCAACGGUGCCAUCCAAUUUACACAGCAAAUCAAUGGACCCACAAAGGUGUUUGGAAAAGUAACAGGUCUCAGGCCAGGCCUUCAUGGUUUCCAUGUUCAUGCAAUGGGUGAUACCACCAAUGGCUGCCUCUCCACAGGCCCACAUUACAACCCAUUGAACAAGGAGCAUGGUGCUCCUCAGGAUGAAAACCGCCAUGCUGGUGAUUUGGGCAAUAUAAUUGCUGGACAGGAUGGUGUGGCUGAGCUGUUAAUUGAGGACUCGCAGAUUCCCCUCAAGGGUCCAGAUUCGAUAGUUGGAAGGGCAGUGGUUGUGCAUGCUGACCCAGAUGACCUUGGACGAGGUGGACACAAAUUGAGCAAAUCAACAGGAAAUGCUGGUGGCAGGAUUGCAUGUGGGGUGAUCGGUAUUCAAUCAGCAGUCUAACGUGACAAGUUUCAGAUUGGUAUUAUCAGUGUAAAUAUUCUUGGCAGCGGUUAUAUGAUUGAUACCACAAUGAAGAUUGGCAAGCUGACGAGUUCCAUUUAGUCAUAAAUUAUAAUAAACAGAAGAAGUUCAACAAUUACUUGUGCCAUCAAUUAUAAUUUAUGUCUGUUUGUUGGUUAAUAACAUUGCUGUUGUAUCGUGUUGAUGAUUAUUGUUUAGUGAAGACUGAGAACUUUGAUUAUCAAAUCUGAGUCUUAACAGUAGUGUUUUAUGGAACACAAGAUAAUUGACUUAAUGCCUCAAAGGGAGCUUUUAGAACCUAUUGCUACGAAGGGAGUUCCCUCACAUAUUCAGAUUCAUUUUUAGGAGAUGGUUAUGUUCAUGUGA